This is a messenger RNA of Schizophyllum commune H4-8, 792 nucleotides long. RefSeq lists its product as uncharacterized. Bases 103 to 450 code for a protein of 115 amino acids. Gene Ontology annotation, cellular component: mitochondrion; L-cysteine desulfurase complex. Gene Ontology annotation, biological process: iron-sulfur cluster assembly. Lineage: Eukaryota; Fungi; Basidiomycota; Agaricomycetes; Agaricales; Schizophyllaceae. The record is from RefSeq and is a predicted model, not a curated record. The transcript has 3 exons.
CACCGGCCGACCAUUUCACUUCCAGUCAGCUUGCAGUCAGCCACUCCCACCAUCGUCUUCUUCUCCUCCCCUCACGAUCAUCGCAGCGUAGACUUCUUCACGAUGUCCCCCGCCACAGCAGCUCCGUCUAAGCAUGCUAUCCUGUCCCUAUACCACUCCACCCUGCGCGUCUCCAAUUCCUUCAGCUCGUACAACUUCCGCAAUUACUUCCUGAAGAGGGCACGCGAGAAUUUCCGCGCGAUGCAGGAGGCGGAUGACACCAGUGCGCUGUCGAAGCAGUACUCCGAGGCCGUAAAGGAGCUUGCUGUCUUAAGACGAAGCGCGAUCGUGAACCAGCUCUACGGCGGCUGGCGGCUAGCCGUCGAGGAUGAGAACGCGAAGAAGGGAAUGAAGAGCGCGGAGGAGGAGACGCAGGGCGAGGAGACUAUUCGGGAGCGCGGCGUUAACUGAUAGGGAGGAGCGCAGUGCUUGCUUAGACGGUGAAUGUCUGUACCGACCUGUGUAUGUUUUGGCUCCAUGGAUCCUUUAGCUCACGCGAUGCGGCCUUCGCGUCUCUGCCCGUACCAAAUGAAGCAUGCUAUCUGGCCUGUCCUUCCUGGCCCUUUCCCGUCAUGAAGCUCGGCACUGCAUCCCAAGACCUUCUCACCUUAUGGUCUUGAAUCAGUCGACAAGCAUUCCCCAUGCACCCUCGAUCGUCCUUGCUUGGAUCACUCUCUUCUGCCGCUGAAGCUUGCAAUGGCCUAUGUUAAUUCUUCCUCGAUAGAUUGGGAAGACACGCCGAUCUGAUUUCAU